UUAAAGACUUUAAUGGCAUGAGAGCCGCGCCGCACCCAGAGGACUUUAUCCGAGCAGGUCUGUAGAUACACGCAGUGCGGUGCAGUCCAGAGAAAUUCAACACACACACACUCACACAGCAGGAUGUAUGAACGCGCGCUGUUCGCUCUCUGCCUGCUUACUCUGGUGCUGUUUCAGAGCGCUGCAUCUUGUGAGUUGAGGCCUGUGCUUGCUCAGGUUCCUAAGAGGUUGCCCGCCGGUUAUGUCAUUUCUGAAGUGACUCUCAAAGGCUGUGAAGCCAAACCUGUGGCCUUUACUUCCAGUGACCCUGACUUCACUGUAAAUACAGAUGGAACCAUUAUCACAGUUCGUGGUUUGGAGAUUACAACAAAGCGGUUUUCUGUACUGGUGCAGGAUGAGAACAGAUCGGAUUGGAGGGUGGACAUAAUCCUGUCCUGUAAAGAGGAGCUAUCUCAGAAGUCCAGCAGUGCGGCUCACAAGCGUACUAAGAGAAGAUGGAGACCGUUGCCUUUCUCUGUUGUUGAGAAUGACAGCCCUCCAUUCCCAAAGGAACUGGAGAUGAUUGCGUCUGAUUCUUCAGUAAAUUACACAGUGUAUUAUCAGAUCAGUGGGCAGGGUGUUACCACAGAUCCUGUGGGCCUAUUCAUUCUGAACAAGAACAACGGCAUGCUGAGUGUGACCAGGGCUGUUGACCGUGAGCAGUACCCACAAUUCAGUUUUAAAGCUCAUGUAUAUGACGCAAGUGGCAGGGAAACAGAUGAAUUUCUGCCCAUCAUUGUGAAUGUGGAGGAUAAGAAUGAUAAUGCCCCUGAAUUCAUAGGAGGUCGAUUCUUCACCGUAGAAGAGCGUUGCAGGGCAGGUACGAAAGAGAAGGACAAAACAUACAUUCCUAACUAUCAAGUUGGAUAUGCAUGUGCAGUUCAGCCACACCCUGUUAUACUACAGCACAUCCAUCAGGUGUGUAAACACAGGUUCUUCUCUUCAAGGAGAAUCCAAGGCAGAGCUUUUGACAACUCUUCACAGAAUUGGUGCUUUUGGGUUAAUAAGCAAGCUUUAUGUAGAUGUACCUGGGUAAAUUCUCAAUGUCCUCAUUCCCCUUCUAUUCUCUACUUUCAGGGAUUGGAUUUUGAAAAAACUCCACUGGUGAAGCUGGAAAUAACUGCCCGUAAUGAGGUUCCACUGGUUGGGCCUGACACUAAAUGGCUCUCUGUGCCACUCGAGCUCAGUGUUGGAGAUGAAGAUGAAGGGCCAGAGUUCAACCCUGGCAUUCUAUAUCUCAAAGUCAAGGAGAAUGUUGCCAAUGGAACCAUCAUUGGAACCUAUAAAGCUCUGGACCCAGAAAAUAAGAACAGCAAUGGAAUAAAGUACUAUAAGAUGACUGACCCUGGUAACUGGAUCACUGUGGUGGAGAACACUGGAGAACUGAAAACAGCCAAUACUAUAGACCGAGAAUCACCGUUGGUCCACGAGAAUAUGUACAACAUAACCAUCAGAGCUGUGGAUGAGAGUAAGAAGACAGGAAAGGGGAUGGUUAAAAUCCAGAUUGAAGACGUGAAUGAUAACAUGCCUGUGAUUCCGGGUACUGACCUGAUCAUGUGUAGUAAGGAUGAUAUGCUGAGCUCAGUUCUGGUUGAAGCUGUGGACAUGGACCAGCGACCUUACUCUACUCCCUUCAUUUUCGAACUUGGAGCAGAUCAAGAUGGGAAGUGGAAACUGAAGGAUACUACAGAAUCAUCUGUGGUGCUGGAACAGGCAGUGGCCAUGCCUACCGGUCUCUACAGCGUCCCUCUCUUGGUGAAGGAUCUGCAAGGAGUUGGGAAAGAACAGACCGUGAAUGUGCGAGUGUGCACCUGUGAGAGGGAGGAAAAUGGGUUGGGAAUAUGUGGAGCUCGGAGUGCCUCUUCCUCUUUGGGCAGUUUGGGAAUCCUUGCCUUAGUUCUUUCUGGCCUGCUGCUGCUGCUCUUAAGUCUGUUGCUCAUCUUCAUAUGCAGUACUAAGAGAGACAAGCUGUACAUUAGUGAUGACACAGGAACAGGAGGAAUGCUGCUGAAAUCCAACACUGAGGCUCCUGGUGAAGAAGUGAAAGAUGGAGCUUUGAUGAUGAUUCCUGGGGCAGAGGUAGUGGACGGGUCUCUACAGAGCGGCCUCAUGGAAAGUAAGAACGUGACUUCAGCUUCAGGACGCCAGGGGCAGCAGUUUUUCCAGGGAGGAGGCGUGUACAACACCACCACUCAGGAGUUUGGGACAGAAAAGUUCUACUCAUCCGGGCGCUAUGAUAACAACAUUUAUGGCAACAACACGUUACAGAAAUUAUCAAAUACGAGUGCUCUGGACACAUGGAAAACCAAUGGGCGCUACUUGGACAGAAAACUGGCUUACUUCGGAGAUGAGGAGGAGGGGAGGUAUGCGGAUGACCUGCUGAAGACUUAUGGGCAUGAGGGGAUGGGAUCACUUGCAGGAUCUGUAGGAUGUUGUAGCAUCUUGGGUGAACAGGAAUCAUUGGACUUUUUGAACACUCUCGGCCCCAAAUUCAAACCACUGGCUGACGUGUGCUACACGACGAAUCGAACCGGAAACUAAAUCGAGAUGUGACUGAGAUGAGAGAGUGCCGUAUGCUGUUGGCCAGGGGCCUUCAAAGCUCACUGCAGAAAAUCAUGCUCCUGAUCAGUAUUUUUGCCUUGUUUUCCAGUAAAAAUAUUGAAACAUCCGUAAAACAAGAUUAAUUUAUUUGA
Molecule: messenger RNA, 2732 nt
Organism: Sinocyclocheilus grahami
Lineage: Eukaryota; Metazoa; Chordata; Actinopteri; Cypriniformes; Cyprinidae
Product: desmocollin-2-like
Exons: 13
Coding region: 124-2580 (818 amino acids)
Biological process (GO): homophilic cell-cell adhesion
Cellular component (GO): plasma membrane; desmosome
Molecular function (GO): calcium ion binding
Source: RefSeq, a predicted model, not a curated record